Acanthoscelides obtectus is the source of this 3601-nucleotide messenger RNA. The record is from the annotation of a GenBank genome assembly. Lineage: Eukaryota; Metazoa; Arthropoda; Insecta; Coleoptera; Chrysomelidae.
CUGAAGCACUAGAAACCCCUUCACAUAGUUUCUACCGAACGCCAUUGAUAAAUUUUCGGCGCUUCAGGUCGUUAGCUAGUUAUAAAUUUAUCACUUGAUCGUGCACUCCACACGUUCCACCGAAGGCAAGGCGCUGAAUCAAAACAUCGUGGCUUCGUAGGCGUCCACAACAGUGCUCUCAUCGUACCUGUUAUCUAUCGUAUCAAUCCGUUGAUAGCCUAGCUAUCUGUGCUCACACCUAUGUAGGUACUUACCUGGCCGCAUAACACAACAUAAAAAUCUCAUAUGAGCACGCAUUCUUAUCGCUCGAACAUGCCAGUCGAUUUGCUGCGGACGAUUUUCUUUUCCUCGGCGUACUACUAAUAUUUUUGGUUGUAUAUUUAGAUUAAUAACAGUGUUCGGUAGUCGGUGGCCGAGAGUUAGAAAGUGCACAGUGAAAAAUGGAACCACAUCCGUCAUUUGUUGUUUUGAUGCUCUUGUAUCUUUCACCUGUAGCUCAAGCUGUCGAAACAGCUCUAGAAAUUCCGAAAUGUUGUGAAGAAGGGAGUUAUUUUGUAGGAAACAAAUGUACUUUGGUUGACGAAGAUGUGGACUACUCGUAUUAUGUUUACGAGAGUAAUGCAACACACAUAGAAAGUACCUCUAGAAGAAUGUCAGGUCUAGCUGUCAGAUAUUCCAAUUUUACGUGCCAAACACCAUUGAUCAGAGUAGCACUGACCGACGAGGAUAUCAUUGGAAUCAUCUACAACUCCACAGCACUGUGUAUAAGAUGCUGCGACAACCACAUCAUGUAUUUGUCUCCAGAUAGGUACUGCAUGGAGUACAAAAGAACAAAUAGCAAUGAAACUAAAACGGUUUUCCUUUAUUGCUACCAAGAAUUACCAAAUGUAGCUAUAACAGUGGGACCCAAAUUAUAUAUAAUAUUCCUAUUCAUCUCGACUGUUUGCUUCUUUGCUAGUGCCUUAAUAUACUAUUUGAUAUUGGGUGCGGAUGAUAACAAAAAGGAACCUAGGAAGGUACACAAGAAAUGUUUUUUAGGCUACGCACUCUCUAUGGGAACUACAUUCCUUUUUUUGAUUGUUCUCCAGAAAGUUAAUUACAUAUGCAGCGUCAUAGGUUCAUUAUUCUUCGUAUUCGCACUGAGUUCCUUCGUAUGGUUAACCUGUCUCUGUAUAGAUCUGAUAGUACUAGUAAGGAAUUUCAAAAAGGAUGCCUGUGGAAACAGGUUGAUAUAUUUGUAUUCCUUCUUCUCCACCGUUAUACCCAGUAUCAUACUGCUGAUAUCAACAUUAGUGAAUGAUGAACCAGCUAUGCCAAAUACCUUCAUAAAAGGACACUGGGAAGAGGAUGUUUGCAAAUUUAAAGAGACAAGCCAUCUAAUUUUCUUUGUGCCGAUCUUAGUAAUGCUUUUUCUCGGCUUUUGCUGCGUAGUUUACACAAUACACUUGACGAGAAAAUUCAAUAAAAAGUACGAAAACAAUUAUGACUGGGUAAGAAAAAAGCAACAUCUCAGACACAUGUUAAACUCGAACGGCUUCCUGAUAACCAUCUCAUUCAUCUGGAUCUUGAACGCCAUGUUAGGCAAAGUGAUAGCGUUAGCGAACCAAAUACCAUUUGACAUGCUCGAGUCCUUGCAAGGUAUCUUCACAUUGUUCAUAUUCGUCUUGAACAAGCACACACGGAAAAAAGUGAUACGGACAUGUGGCGAUCGAGAAAGGAGCGCAAGUGAGCGGAUGGAAGAGCAAGAAUUGAAUUAUAUACAGAGGAAUACCAAUGGAGUUGAGGGUAGAUUUGAUUGAGAUGAGCUGUCGUGCGAAGUGUUGAAUAUUUGAAUGAAUGACUCUGAAAACGCGACCAGCUAUGUAGACGGAAGUUGCAAGAAGUUUUUGACGUUCAAGACAGCUUUUACGUUACACGUAAAGAUUGUUUGGUAGAAACGUAUCGUUAAUGGAUAUAGGUGACUAUUAAAAAAAAAAGAAAUAUUUAAGAGUGAUGUAUCAUAACAUUACUUCGUAAUUCAAAUAAGCAGGAUAUCAAAAAUUAAGUUCAUGGAUGCGUAGACCACUGCAUCGCUUCAAGAUAGUCGUGGAAUGAAGAAUGCCGCCUUCCUAGUAAAAUAAAAGUCGGCCCGCUUGGAGGAAUGAGUCUGAAUAGGGUUUUUUUACUGCUGGCAGUGAUUUUGUCUUUCAGAAAUAAAGUAGGAUGUUUUUUGUCGCCACCAGUUGUACAAAAAUUGACUGUUUUCUGGUUAUGGACUUAUAAUACAAAAUGCGUUCCUUUUACUUGCUACGCCUACUGGACAGGAAGUUUUGUAAUCGCGAAAUUUUUCGAAAAUGAGAUAUGUUUUUUAUGUUAUAUGGCAUCACAGAAAACCAUGUCACGCAUUUCCGUUGGUCUGUCUGUUGGUCUGCCUGUCCGCUAAUAAUUGGCCCGUCUAUAAGUUGGAUAGUACUGCAAUUUGGAUGACAUUUUUACAUUAGAUUACUACUAUGCCAAAGACGAAAAAACUUUGUAUUUUUUAAAAUCGGUCCAGUGGCCAAACAUGAAAAAAAUAAAAUCUUUCACUUCGUUUUUCACGUUUCAGAUCAUUCGAAUGAUUUUAAAAAAAAAUCAGGGGUAAGCAAUUCCCAACCUCGGUGAUAGAGGGUCUAACUUGCGCUGAAUAAGUGAAUAUAAUCCUUUAAAAACUGACGGUGUUGCUGAGGGAAGUGCAGAGUCAACCUACCUGACGCAGAAAUUGCCGUGUGUUUCGUCUUCCAUUUGGGCCGCAUUGAAUUGUUUUGAUCUUAAAUUUCAAACAUUCAGGUAAAAAUGACUGUAUAAACGCAAUGCAUAAGAAGCUCGAUGCACGAAAAUUUUGUAUCAGUUGGAAGAUUUGCAGGGCAAAUAAAUGUCCUUCAGUUUGAAAGUAACUCUUGACGUAAUUUUGACUGCCAUUUCAACUAAAAGAUGCCUGUUUGCUAGGAUUAAGUUGGUUACGUUACAUUUGUCGGCCAAGUCUCCAAAGUCACGUAGACGUAAUCUACUUGAUGAUGGCAACAGGCAACAGUACACUUUACUAUUUUCGGCCUGUAAAAGGCAGUUUUCAGAUAUGAAUAUUUUAAUUACCUACCUACCUAGAUUUGUUUCUACUUAAACAAUCUUAUUUGGCAUAUACUUACAUAAUGACUGCCAAAGGAUUAACUGUUGAUCAUAAAUUAUUUCAUACUAUGAACAAGUCUUCAUUUUCUCACAAAUUUCGUUUUAAUUGUAGCCCUCAACAGUUAUCUAAGUUACUACCUUUGUUGCAGAAAUGUUGCAACUAGACUAAUACGUUGCAGAUAGACUGAUGUUUCAUGUAUUUUAAUUUUAUGUUUUUGUAUGAAAUGUAAAUAGAGUUAUUAUAUUGUACAUUCAUAACUUGAGUUAUUAACCCUUUUGCAAGAUUACUGGCAGAAGCGAUAAAAUUAUGGUCUACUCCUUUUCACCAUAUCCCCGAGACAUACCUUAAUCUAAUCUAAUGUAUCAGGUCCGAGAAUCGACUUUUCUAUAUUCAUAUUUACGUGAUCUUUAGUUAUUUAGCUGCAGCAAGGCUUUGAACUGAAUUUUUAUUUAUAGAUGC